CUGUUUUGUAUUUCUCUAAGUGAAUGUUAUAUUCUUUUUGGAGAAAUAAAUUCUUAAAUCAUAAUCCAUAAUAACGUUAUGGCAACUUCGACUAAAUUUAAGCAAACAAAUAUUUUGACCCUUUCACCUUUACCACAAUUUCAAUGCAGCUCGCCAAAAGGCCACCUUGUAGCAGUGUCUGUCAUUUGCAUUAAGAAAUGACGUCACGCUGGGCUGUCCGCAGCAGGCCCGGGCCUAAGAAGAUCUCCUAUUUAUGUCAUUUCCCUCGCAUUUUAUGGUACCUCAUUCUUCCAGUGGCUGGUAGCUUCACUUUCCUUCCAGCUAUUUGAUUUUAUGGCAUCAUUUAGAGAUUCCGGGGCUCAGUAAUGAACUUUUAUAUCAGUCCGGGUAAUAUUUCUGAGAUGCCGAAUAAGAAUAAUAUUAAAUAGGAUGACUUUUGUUCCUCCAGUUCCUUGUUUUAUCGUGGCAGAUAUCGUUGUCAGUAGGAACUUGGAAUAGGCUUGAAUUUUCUAAGAUAAUAAAGGGUGUCAAAAUUAAUUAGUAAAACAAAUACACUUUAAUUAGACCGAUAUUGAUAAUGUUUUGAGGUAGUAAAGGCCUAUUCGAACCAUCAUAAUACGUGAAAUUAUAUAUGUAGUAUUAACACUGUCGUUUUAGUUUUAACAAUGCCGUACUUAUCCGAUCCAUCUCGCGUUUAGAGCUAAUGCCUAGUAAUUUAUGCUACGAGUAGGUGUAUAUAUUAAAGUUUGGAUAACACCGUGUACUUGCUCGAUUGUUUUAUAUCACAAAAUAUCGUUUUUUAAUUCGCAAAUUUACUCAGAAUCGAACCCGAACUCACCAUCCCUUGGCACCGGCCAACCCUGCGGUUUUAUAAAAAGCGCUCCAUCGGCCAUUCGCCCUUCAGUUACUCCCCAUCUCGCAGCACCAUCAGUCUUCAUGUCCACAAUGCGGGAGGCAUUUGUUUCAAUCCUGCUGUUAGUCGCCGCCGCCGACUGCUCGGACCUCGGGAAAGACGUCAAUUACUAUAAAGAUUACCUGCGUGCGCGCUCAGAUGAGGUGCCAGAAGGCCCAGCGAUGGCGGAUCGGCUAUAUUUCUAUCGGACGCCACUGCAACUGUACCCGGGAUUAUUGCCGGUAUUAGAACAGGAAUAUAGGAAGAGGACAGGAAAUGUAUUCAAAAAUCAUAUGCUAAAUAAGGAUUCAUUGCUGGAAGCGCUGGUACCUGAGAAGCGAAGCUCGAAAACUGCCCUGUCGGCGAUGUUACAAGGAAAACAUGCAUUACCCACGGAUGAAGGGCAUUAUUGCCCAUACGGAAAAUAGAGAGAAGGUGGUAAUAGAAUAGAGUAUGAUCAGGGUGAGGACCACGAUCAGGACAACGCGGAUUUUAUAGCGGAAUAAGACGUAGUUACCUACAAAUAUUACAUGUUGUGUUGUGUUAAUCAGAAUAAUGUUUGUUAUUAAGAAUAUGCGACCGGUACAUGGUAUGACUUUUUAUCGCUGGACGUGACAAAUAGAACUUUUUAAUAUAAAAUAUGCAUAGACUAAUAUAGACUAUACUUGCAACUUGUAUAAUGAAGUGAAAUAAAACUGUAGUUACUGAGUAAUAAAAUGGAGUA
This is a messenger RNA of Leguminivora glycinivorella, 1616 nucleotides long. RefSeq lists its product as uncharacterized. The coding region runs from base 718 to 1320 and encodes 200 amino acids. The record is from RefSeq and is a predicted model, not a curated record. Lineage: Eukaryota; Metazoa; Arthropoda; Insecta; Lepidoptera; Tortricidae. The transcript is spliced from 6 exons.